This is a messenger RNA of Trichomonas vaginalis G3, 855 nucleotides long. RefSeq names its product ribonuclease inhibitor domain-containing protein. NCBI's taxonomy places the organism in Eukaryota, Parabasalia, Trichomonadida, Trichomonadidae. The record is from RefSeq and is a predicted model, not a curated record. The transcript has a single exon. The coding region runs from base 1 to 855 and encodes 284 amino acids.
AUGCCAAAUCUAUUUAAUAUACGCUAUAGAGCAUUCAGCUAUUCAGCAAUUGAAUCAUUUAAAUUUAACCAAUAUAUUAAAACAAUUCUAGAUGAAAUAUUCUUUUCAGCAAAGAAUUUAUCAAAAGUUACAUUAUUAGAGGGAAUAACCAGGAUUGAAGAAUAUGCGUUCAAGAACACAUCAUUAUCUGAUAUAACAAUACCAUCUACAGUUGAAUCAAUACAUCCAACUGCUUUUGAUCUUACUGAUGUCAAAAUCAAUGUCGUAAAGAAAAAUCCUUACUUCUUCACAUCAGAACAUUGUUUGAUUGACAAAUUAAACGGAAAUCUUAUUUUAACAUUCGGAAAAUUACCAUUGAUAUUCACAAUUCCUAAUGAAGUCAAGAAGCUUGGAGAUAAUUCAAUCCGACCUUGUAAUGAUUCAGUAACAAUAGAAUCCAGUAUUCUAUACCAGAAGAGUAUUGGAGCGGCAGUUAUUAAGAUUUCAUCCUCUGUUAUUUCGAUCUCUCAGUCCGCUUUCACUGAUGUUCAUUUCCUUUAUACAGUUUGCUAUGAUGGAUUCGUAUACUCAAAUGAUAGAGAAUUUAAAAAACCAGAAUUAUUGAGAAAUGCAUUCGUUACAGAUAAUUAUAUAUACGACGAGUUCCUUAAGCUUCCAACAAUGAAACAAUGCAAUGAAGAAAUUCCAAACGAGAUGAAAAUUAGACUUAAUGUUGGCUUGACUACUACAGAGAUAGUAUUGAUUGUCGUUUGUUCUCUCCUUGCCCUCAUUUUGAUAGUUACUUUCAUUGUGAUUGCAAUUUGUUUGUGCAAACGAAAGAAAGAAGAAAGCUCGGUUUUCCAACAAAUUCUCUAA